Hirundo rustica (Barn swallow) is the source of this 2334-nucleotide messenger RNA. It is a transcript of the gene ST7L, whose product is annotated as suppression of tumorigenicity 7 like. Lineage: Eukaryota; Metazoa; Chordata; Aves; Passeriformes; Hirundinidae. The record is from RefSeq and is a predicted model, not a curated record. Bases 1 to 1668 code for a protein of 555 amino acids. The transcript has 15 exons. Gene Ontology annotation, molecular function: protein binding.
AUGGCGGAGGGCAGCGGCGGCGGUGGGAGCGGCCGGGGGCCGCCGUGCCUCGGGGCGGCCUCGGCGUUCCGGCGCUGGGAGCAGCUGCGGCGGAGGGCUGCGACGCCCUGGGCCCGCGGGCUCCUUGCCGUGGCCGCCGGGCUCGGGCUGCUGUACGCGGUGCUGCGGGUGCCGGUGCGACUCCGGGACGGCCUGGCGGCGGUGACUGUGUUCUUAAGCACUUUGACUCCAAAAUUCUACUUUGCCCUUACAGUAACUUCGAGUUUUAUAUCUGGACUGAUAUUUGUGUUUGAGUGGUGGCACUUCAGGAAAUACGGCACAUCCUUCAUUGAGCAGGUUUCUGUGAGCCACCUGAGGCCCCUCAUCGGGGGUGCAGAGAGCAGCCCCCCAGCCCCAGCAGCUUUCUCGGCGGGGGAGAAUGAGAGCGGCAGGCAGAACAUGCCAGAGUGCAAAGUGUGGCGAAAUCCUCUCAAUCUUUUCAGAGGGGCAGAGUAUAGCAGGUACAUGUGGGUGACUGGGAAGGAGCCUCUUACUUACUAUGACAUGAAUUUGUCAGCUCAAGAUCAUCAGACCUUUUUCACAUGUGACACAGAUGCCCUUCGGCCUUCAGACACAGUUAUGCAGAAAGCGUGGCGAGAGAGGAACCCGCAAGCCCGGAUUAAAGCAGCACAUCAAGCCCUAGAGUUGAACAAUGAUUGUGCUACUGCAUAUGUCCUCCUGGCUGAGGAAGAAGCAACAACCAUUGUGGAUGCUGAGAAAUAUUUCAAGCAGGCUCUGAAAGCAGGAGAAAUGAUUUACAGAAAAUCUCAGAACUGCCAUUCUCAGAGCCCCCAGCAUGAAGCACAGCUGAGAAGAGACACCAAUGUAUUGGUGUAUGUGAAAAGGAGACUAGCUAUGUGUGCCAGGAAACUUGGAAGAAUACGAGAAGCGGUAAAAAUGAUGAGAGAUUUGAUGAAAGAGUUUCCACUCCUCAGUAUGCUGAAUAUCCAUGAAAACCUCCUAGAGGCCCUUCUGGAGUUACAGGCUUAUGCAGAUGUCCAGGCAGUUUUAGCCAAGUAUGAUGAUAUCAGUCUUCCCAAAUCAGCAGCAAUAUGUUACACAGCAGCUCUGCUAAAAGCCAGAGCGGUUUCAGAAAGGUUCUCCCCAGAAACUGCCUCCAAGAGAGGGCUUAGUACAGCAGAAAUCAAUGCUGUGGAAGCAAUUCACAGAGCUGUGGAAUUUAACCCUCAUGUUCCAAAGUAUUUACUGGAAAUGAAAAGCCUAGUGCUGCCUCCAGAGCACAUUCUGAAGCGAGGGGACAGUGAGGCAGUAGCGUACGCUUUUUUUCACCUCCAGCACUGGAAGAGGAUAGAAGGGGCUCUAAACCUGCUGCACUGCACGUGGGAAGGCACGUUUAGGAUGAUCCCAUACCCAUUAGAGAAAGGACAUCUUUUCUAUCCCUACCCAAGCUGCACAGAAACAGCAGACAGAGAACUGUUGCCAACAUUUCAUGAAGUCUCCGUUUACCCCCAGAAGGAGCUUCCCUUUUUCAUCCAUUUCACAGCGGGCCUGUGUUCCUUUUCAGCCAUGCUGGCCCUCCUUACCCACCAGUUCCCUGAGCUGAUGGUCAUUUUUGCAAAAGCUGAAAAGAUGGAUAGUGUCUGUUCAGCUGAAAAAAAAAAGGGAUGAUCAAGAAGAGUGCUCAUUGCCACAGCAUUCCGCCAACCAAAUCAGUGGUAGCAGGCACAGACAAAGGGGCCCUGGACGCUCUUUGUGGCAGUUUAUUAUCAGCAAAAGUUGAAAUUGUGUGCUGAGAUCAUCAGGGAAGAAGAGAAUUCCGUAUUAUUCUCUAGAGAUUGACACCUGAGAAGGAAAUACCAACUUCCAGUAUUCUGCUAUUUUAGCUGGAAUUAAUGUUGACUCUGAAUAAUACUUUAAUGAUGAAAACUCUUCCAUAUUUUACUUAUUUAGAUAAUUGUACUCAUGAUUCCAUUCCUGAUGUUUUCAGAGGGAUUCAGAAAACUUGUAAGAAACAAUGAUACUCAACAUCAAAGUAACAUUUCUGGUUUUAUUGCUUACAACAGGGGUGUUGCAUCUAGAUAACUUUUACAGUCGCUUCCAACCCAAACCAUUCUGUGAUUCUGUGUUUUAGUUAAUUGAUUGCUUCAUUAGUGUAACUACAGAUAAUGCUGUGAUGGCUGCUAACACUUUAUACAUACUCUGUUGUUUCCUGGAGGUCUGUAAUAGCAGCAUCUACUUGGAUUUUCAUACCAAAAAUGGAAGAUUAUCUUCUAUUUAAUGAUACCAGCCUUUCCACUCAAGCAUACUGUAAUAAAGCAAUUAUUAUUUGCUAUA